AUGUCCAUCAUGAGGAUACUGGUAGCCAUCUGCGGCUUGUUGGCUGUGGCCUUAGCAACACCAUUCCACAUCGAGCCUCUGAGCGAUGCAGAGAUCUUCUACAUCAACCAUGUGGCUAAUACAACGUGGAAGGCUGGACGCAACUUUCACCCUGCUGAGAUAAAAAGAGCCAGAGCUUUGUUAGGUGUGAACAUGGCUGAAAACAAAGCUUACAACAGAAUUCACUUAAAAUACAAACAAGUUCAGCCCAGGAAUGAUCUUCCAGACAACUUUGACCCAAGAACCAAAUGGCCAGAUUGUGCAAGUCUUAAUGAAAUCCGUGACCAAGCCAACUGUGGAUCUUGUUGGGCUUUCGGCUCGGCUGAGGCCAUGACUGACAGAAUCUGUAUCGCAGGAAAGGGAAACAUCCACAUCUCAGCUGAAGACAUCAACGAUUGCUGCAAGUCAUGCGGAAUGGGGUGUAACGGAGGCUAUCCAGCAGCAGCCUGGGAGUGGUAUGUGGACACUGGCGUCGUUUCCGGUGGUCAGUACGGAACCAACGAGGGCUGCAUGCCUUACUCUCUGCCACACUGCGACCACCACACAACUGGAAAGUACCAGCCCUGUCCAGCUGUUGUCCCCACACCAAAAUGUGAGAAGAAAUGCCUCACGGGUUACCCCAAGUCUUACUCCAACGACAAAACAAGAGGCAAGAAAUCCUACGGCGUCAGAGGCGUCCAGAGUAUCAUGCAGGAGCUAGUGGACAACGGACCAGUGACCGCAGCCUUUGAUGUCUACAGCGACUUCCUGUCCUACAAAACAGGUGUCUAUCGUCACACGACUGGGUCAUACGAAGGAGGACACGCAGUGAAGAUCAUCGGCUAUGGAACAGAAAGUGGUCAAGACUAUUGGUUGGUCGCCAACUCUUGGAACGAGGACUGGGGAGAUAAAGGUUUCUUCAAGAUUGCUAAAGGCAAAGACGAGUGCGGCAUUGAAAGCAGUAUUGUAGCUGGGGACCCAUAAGUCCAUUCGACUGAAACGACCAGCUAGUACGCCUGUGAAUGGACCACUUCUUAGAAUGCAGUCAUUCAAAGCGCUCAGAGAAUAUGUGUUAGUUUUUAUAUUUAUUUAAUUUAUUAGUCAACAUUUUUAUUAAUAAAAUACCUAAAACCUUA
Molecule: messenger RNA, 1154 nt
Organism: Biomphalaria glabrata
Lineage: Eukaryota; Metazoa; Mollusca; Gastropoda; Planorbidae
Product: cathepsin B-like
Biological process (GO): regulation of catalytic activity
Cellular component (GO): lysosome
Molecular function (GO): cysteine-type endopeptidase activity
Source: RefSeq, marked provisional